UCUCUCUCUCUCUCUCUCUCGUCUCGACUCCGAUCCCUACGACGACGGCGAGGUCGCCGGCCGCGGAGGCGGGCCGGGGGAGCCGGCCAGCAAUGACGGCCUCCUCCUCCACCACCAACUCCUCCUCGUCCUCCUCCUCCGCCGACACCUCCUCCAACCCACCACCGCCGCAACACGUGCUCCACCGCCACGUCACUACUCCUAGUGACAAGAGUGAGGGUAGCGGCGGCGGAGGCCGCGGCGCCCCGACAUCCGCGGCGCGGCUGCCGCUGCCUGCCCGAGCCCCGCGCGUGGGCGUCGGAGGAGGGGGCGGGGGCGGCGGUGGUGGCGGCGGGCAGAACCAGGCGUGCGCGUCGUGCAAGUACCAGCGGCGCAAGUGCAACCGGGACUGCCAGCUCGCGCCCUACUUCCCCGCCGACGAGCAGCGGCGGUUCCUCAACGCGCACCGCCUCUUCGGCGUCAGGAACAUCCAGAGGACGCUGCAGCGCACCCGGCCGGACCUCCAGUCGGACGCCAUGCAGGCGCUCACCUACGAGGCCAACUCCCGCGCCGCCGACCCCGUCGGCGGCGCCGCCCGUGUCAUCUCCGAGCUGGCCGAACACUACAAAACGCUCUGUAAAGAGCUCGUCGCCGUCCACGAAAAGCUCGAGCUCUGCCGCCCGCAGCAGGCCGCGGCGGCAGCCGCGAGAGAUACACUCAUCGCGAACGACCCGCUCGCCGACCCGGCAUCGGCAAUGCUCUUUGCCGGCGCCGGCGCCGUCGCCGGCCCGAGCCAGAACGAAGAAGACGCCAUGGUCGACGCGUUCUACGCCGACCAACCAGCCGUCGGCGAGAGCAGCAACGUGCAAGCCGGCGGCGGCUUCCAAGAACAGUACAUCAAGGACGAGUCGCAAGUGCAACCGCCGCCGCAGCAACACUACGAGCACUUGUACCACGGCGCGGCCGGCGACGAGGGCAGCAGCCACGCCUGGAUCAGCAGCGUCGUCGGCAAUGUCCAGCACUGCGGCGACGGGGAAGAGCAGCCGAUGGGUUUGAGCGAUCAGCUCCGGCCGCAUUUCCAGAUUGAGGCGGCGGCGUUCGACGUGAAGGCGGCGGCGCUGGCGAGGACGACGGAUCAACACCACGGCAAUGCCACCUUCAAACAGCCGGAGCAGAAGGUUGUGGCGUCGUCAUCGGCAGCGGCGGCAGGGUCGUCGUCGUCGUCGGCGGCGCAUUGCCAGCUGCAGUUUGGGUGCUCUUCCAACGCAUGGAAUAAUGUUGGAGCACACGUUAAUUAGUUCCUUGAAGUUUUGGCCUCGCGUGUUACAGGUUAGAAAAAUAAUCUCAUAGCCGAUAAUCUUUUAAUUGAGGGUAAUUUUACCAACAAAAAUAACGGGAUGUACCAAUUUUUAUGCUAAUUAAAAAGUACAAUACAUCCCGAUAUUUUUUAAAGGCAGUAAAAUUACUCAUUGAUGAUUUAUCUUAGAAUGCAAAUAAGAGCAUAUAUGUCUAUUUAUGAUGUAACUACAAGCUUUUUCUUGACGUGAGUCAUUAUUCGGACGGUUGAAAUUUCUCUCAAA
Messenger RNA from Oryza brachyantha (malo sina), 1559 nucleotides. RefSeq names its product LOB domain-containing protein 20-like. Lineage: Eukaryota; Viridiplantae; Streptophyta; Magnoliopsida; Poales; Poaceae. Bases 93 to 1277 code for a protein of 394 amino acids. The transcript has a single exon. The record is from RefSeq and is a predicted model, not a curated record.